CCACUGAUGGCGACUCCACAGAGUGUUUGUCUGAUUCUUAAAAAGGUCCGCAUAAUUUUAUUCUUAUCGUAAUGAAAAAAAUUGCUCACUUGGUGUUUGUUGAAUUGUAUUUAAUUGUUGUUAUCUAAUUUUGAUUUCUUCCAAAAAUCUGAAUAUCGAGGGUAAAAAAUCAAGACGGAUUCAUAAACCGCAAGUCUAGGAGAAUGUUAUUUUACAAAAUUUAAAUCACAUUUACUAAGCAACAUUUUGAGAUGACAUCACAUUGUUGGGGGACGGUAUUCUACAUACAAAAUUUGAUAAGAAUCGGUCCGGUAAUUCCGACAGACGAAAUGCGACAGAUAAACGUACUCUAGGGGUCAUCAAACGUUGAGGAAUCAUGAAAGUAGCCGUUCGUCGCUUACGCUCGGGAAAUGAAAAGAAAAAUUGGAAACAAUCAUAUGUAUAUAAUACGACAGAACUUUACUUGAUUCUGCUGAGCGUAAGCUAAGAAGUAUUUUAACAGGCAUCGGACAAAAAGCUACUUUAAUGUUUUUUUCAUGUUUCAUGACCCCUAGAGUAUGAAAAAAUAGGUCUUCUGUCUGUCUGUCUGUCUGUCUGUCUGUCGUGUGUUGUUUGUGUUGAUAUUUAUUAGACAGAUAAUCUCCAAAACUAUCGACCGAUUUUUGUCAAAUUUGUAUGUAUGUUAGAAAGAUCAAGUAGGAGUAGACUGGUAAACCGUAACCAAAAUUUGUCUAAUUAUUCCCAGCAACAAUUUGAUGAUGUCACCAUAAUCUUUUGCCUUUUUCACAAAAAAAAAUUGUAUGUUAUUUAAAUUUUAUAAAAUAACAUACUGCUGAACUCCUAUACUUGUGGUUUAUGAAUGUGCCUUGGAUUUUUACCCAGAUUUUCGCAUAAAAAGUACACUUAAAACAUUUUAUAGUAGAAAUAAGAGAUUACAGCAUGGGUUUUUUUUGUGAUUGGCAUUAUCUAUUUCCCUGUUCUAAAAACUUCAAGUUUUGUCUAAUAACAUGGUACUAAUUUCUCUAUGUUAACCUGUUAAAAUAAAGAAGUGGGUGGAAUAAUAAACCAUACGUAUAGCCACAUAUCAUUUUACACAUUUUAAAUAUAAUUUAACUGAUACAUUUUUGACUUAAUGUCAUCAAAAUUUUGGUGGACAAAGUUUGGUUAGAUUGAUCAUAAAAAUAUGGACCGAACAAUUAGCGUUUUACCAUCUAAAGAAUCAGUCUAGUAGUUUCAGCGAUUAGGUACAUGACUAAUAAAAUCUCUAGCAGACAGGCAAUAGACAACAGACAGACGGAAAUGGGAAACCGACAUUUUUGCAUUGUACAAGUCAUGAGACAUCUAGAAACAAUGAAAUUUACAUUAUUGUAACCUACAACUGUUGGUUUAAUAAUUUAGUUUAGAUGAGAUUAGAUUUUUUAGUAAAACGGCUCAAUCUGAAACAAUGAAAGAAUUAGAAGAACAAUCGAGGAUUCACAAGUACUUAUGUGUAAAGGGAAAAAAGAAAAUAAAACAUUUAAAAACUUCUAGUAAAAAUAAAAAAAAAUGAAACAAUAGACAGCUGAGACAUUGUAUACUUCUAAAAUAGAGUUGUAAGUACUAACCUUAAGUAUUAAAGGAUACAUUUCCAAAUACUCGAAAAUCAGAGCGUUACACUCCUAUUCUGAAGCAAAAGAUAUCAUAUCGUAAAGUAGGUAGUCGAUAACGAUAUUUGGUGUAAAUAUGUCGUUUGCCUUACUUCAUUAAGAUUUCCCUUUGAAAUUUUCUAAACAUAAAGUAGUCUACAUGUUUGUACAAUAAUCAGAACCACUUUGUCCGUAGAAGCAACGUUAUCUUGUAUAUUUGUGCUGCCUGUAUUUGUUCAAAGUUGUAUUACAAUGAACCGUGAUGACACAACAAUCACUGCCAAGUCUGUGGCGAUGUGUGUCUUAUUUACCGCAUCUUUAACGCUUGGAACCCUUCCGAUUCUUCUGUCACGGAUCUUUAAGUGGAACUCCACUUCACAGAAGAAUCCGUAUGUCGAGAAGAUGCUUUGUCUGGGUGGUGGAGUACUCCUGUAUACCACGUUCGUCCACCUGCUACCAGAAGUGUCAGAGAAGAUGAAAAGUAUAAAAAGCAUUGGAACGAAAGACUUACACUAUGCAGAACUUUUAAUGUGCGCGGGAUUUUUUAUCAUGUACUUUGUAGAAGAGUGUGUUCACACUUGUUUGCAUCGUCAGCACAACGAAGAAACUGUGCUUGCAAGAAGUCUAUCCAUAAGACGUGGUACUCUAGAAAAUGAACAGUCAUUCGACUAUGCUAGAACAAACAUAGAAGGUCCUAUUACUAUCUGUGUAGAAGAUAAGAAACAUAUAGGCCACAGUCAUAUGGACCACCAUCAUAAACAUGGUAAAGGUCACAGUCAUUUUGUGUCGGAUGGAAGCAGCUCGACUAUGGUAACCAUCAGAGGACUCUUUGUUGUGUUAGCACUUUCAGUACACGAGCUUUUUGAAGGUUUAGCUGUGGGUUUAGAAUCGUCGAGUAGGAACGUUUGGUAUAUGUUUGGAGCAGUAAGUGCACAUAAGUUAGUUAUAGCUUUUUGUAUUGGAGUUGAACUUGUAACUUCAGGUAUGAGGACGUGGUUAGUUGUAUUGUACGUGUUUAUUUUUGCCGUGGUUAGUCCUUUAGGAAUUGGAAUGGGCAUUAUUGUCACGAACGAUGGUCAAGCAGCUACUGAUUUGCCUUCAUUACUUUUACAAGGUCUUGCUUCAGGUACUUUGUUGUAUGUAGUAUUUUUCGAAAUUUUGAGUUCGGAAAGAAAGAGUGGACUUAAGCAGUUUUUUGCUGUUUUAGCGGGAUUUCUUAUUAUGCUUUGCAUAAAAUUAUUCGAAAAUUGAAUGUUGGAAGCAGUUCUGUGGAGAGAACUAGUUUUCAUUAAUUGAUUAACGGUUUCUACUUUGUAGUAUAUUUUUUUAUUAACUACGAUCAACUUUUAUAAAAAAUCUCUUUUGGUUAUGUGAUAUAUUAAACCAAGUAGUUAGUUCUAGUUUUAAGUUUUAAUUUAUCUUUGUGUUGAAUAUUUUUAUAUUUACUUAGUUAAAUGGUGUACAUUGAAAUCAUUUCUAAGUGUGUGUUAAAAUUUGGUUAUUAUUUACACAGGGAGAUUAUUCGAAAUCAUAUGUGUGAGAAUAUGAUUAAUUUCUGUCAUUUACAUUUUAUAAGAUACAAAUUGUAUGUGUAAUUAACACUGAGUCAAAAAUGUUGAUGCCAAUAAACAUUUGCACAAUUUUAAGACUCGUUUGAAUGCACUGAACUUAUAUUCAUAUAAUACCAAACAUCCAUCAACUUGUGAAAAAUAAACAUGAAAAUGAAAACAGAAAGUUAUUAUACUGAGCUUUACUGUCACUGCAGUUCCAGAAUAAAUAUAUUGAUGAUUUAAUUAACAUAAGAUAAUAUUUAAAUUUUACAUACGUUGUUGUAGUGCAAACAUAUAAAAAUAUCC
Messenger RNA from Zophobas morio, 3481 nucleotides. RefSeq names its product zinc transporter ZIP1-like. Gene Ontology annotation, biological process: zinc ion transmembrane transport. Bases 1878 to 2876 code for a protein of 332 amino acids. NCBI's taxonomy places the organism in Eukaryota, Metazoa, Arthropoda, Insecta, Coleoptera, Tenebrionidae. Gene Ontology annotation, molecular function: zinc ion transmembrane transporter activity. Gene Ontology annotation, cellular component: plasma membrane. The transcript has a single exon. The record is from RefSeq and is a predicted model, not a curated record.